Exophiala spinifera is the source of this 717-nucleotide messenger RNA. RefSeq lists its product as uncharacterized. Lineage: Eukaryota; Fungi; Ascomycota; Eurotiomycetes; Chaetothyriales; Herpotrichiellaceae. Bases 1 to 717 code for a protein of 238 amino acids. The record is from RefSeq and is a predicted model, not a curated record. Gene Ontology annotation, molecular function: protein binding. The transcript is spliced from 3 exons.
AUGGCAGAAACCAAGGAAAACAAGUACGCCAUACACGAGGCGGCUCGAGAUGGCAGAUUACAAGUGGUGGAGUCUCUAUUGAGCGUAAAUCCAAAACUGGCGAAUCUGGUAGAUCAGGAUGAAAGACUGCCUCUCCACUGGGCAUGCGCAUUCAACCACCUUGAUAUCGUCAAAGUUCUAGCCUCGACCCGCACCUUCGAUCCCGACGUCGUGGAUGGCUCAGGAUGGACGCCACUUGCCAUCGCAUCGAGUUUAAAGGACAACAGUGGUGAGGCAAUCGUCGAAAUCCUCCUGACCAAGGAAGCCGAUCCAAAAAUUCCUACAAACACUGGAGCUACUGCUCUUCAUUUCGCGACAUCCAAAGGAAAUCUUGAAAUAUGCAAGACACUAUUGAAGAAUGGUGCCUCCGCAAGAGCCAAGGAUAAACGAGGACAGCUACCCUUACACAGAGCCGCAGCGAUAGGCAGUGUGCCCAUUGUGAAGCUUCUACUCGAGAACAAGAGUCCUGUAAAUGCUACGGACAUGGACGGACUGACCGCGCUACAUCACGCUAUCAGUGAAGGCAACGGCGACGUUGCGGUGGAGCUACUUAAGGCUGGCGCCGAGACUGAUAAGAAGGAUGUUGAUGGACGACUGGCGAUCGAAUGUGCACCGGAUUCCAAAGUACGAUCCUACAUCAUCCAAGCUGCCGAACGAGAAGGUAUUGAAAUUGAGUGA